Molecule: messenger RNA, 678 nt
Organism: Loa loa (African eye worm)
Lineage: Eukaryota; Metazoa; Nematoda; Chromadorea; Rhabditida; Onchocercidae
Exons: 5
Coding region: 1-678 (225 amino acids)
Biological process (GO): SMAD protein signal transduction
Cellular component (GO): extracellular region
Molecular function (GO): cytokine activity; growth factor activity
Source: RefSeq, a predicted model, not a curated record
AUGUUUCAAUGGUUUCCAGUGGAAGCAAGUUUACUUGCAGCAGUGAUUCUUAUUUCUUUCGCUUGUCCAAUCCAUGAACGAUCAUUAUCAUCAUUACCGUCGAGAUCAUUUUUAUUAUCUUCAAAUCUGUCAUUAUCAUCGUUAACAUCAUUAUUGUCAUCAUCGUCACCUUCUGGCAAUUACUUAUUUGAAGCGAAUGAAUUAUUUUCUGCUACUCGAUCUAUAGAAAAGAAAAAUUUAAUGCCGAUUCAUCAAAGUACCGAACACAAUAAUAGAUUUGACAGAUUAAGCAGCAGAUACAACCUUUCUAGUAAUACAGGGCAUAAAAAUACUCGAAAAAGAAGAAAUACUGAUCAAGAUUGCAAUUAUGGAUUGUGUUGCCUGAAAAGUAUAUAUUUUGAUUUCCAUGAACACGGUAUGGAUAAUAUUGUCAGGCCAUCAGGAUUCAAUAUGAAUUUCUGUGAGGGCGAAUGCAUUAUGCAAAUUGAAACUAACGAUCGUAAUGCUUUAAUUUUGCAAGAAAGAAAAAAUCAUCCAGAAGGUCCGCUUUGGCGAAGACUUUCUUGUUGCGUACCAAUUAGAUGGUCAUCAAUUGAGAUUGUGGAAAACAGAAAUGGUAUUGAAUUUAAUCGCAUAUUGGAAAAUGUCAAAGUGAUGGAAUGUGGCUGUGCAAUUUAG